AUGGGUUGCUGUGAAUCAAACACAGAACAUGGUGAGCUUAAUUUUACCUCGAAUCUAACAAUAACGAGCCAAGCAGAGUUUCAAAAGCUAAAAAGCGAUGAUGAUUUCGACGAUAUCAGCUUGACUUCUAAUGGAGAAUUCCAAGAAUAUAAUAACUGGGUAUAGUGUUUUCCCUUCGAUUGCCCAUUGCAAAUUUAAAGCUAUUUUUCCUAGAAAAUAUAAGGAAAAGCACAAUAAGCGAAAAAACAAAUUCUUCAGGAAAAGACAUGGAUUCAUCCCCAAGUACAUCACGCUCUACAUGUUUUUCCUUUCAUCGUACAGAAAACGAGCUCGCAUUUUUAAUUACAUCAAGCUUUAUGAAGAAAUCAAUAUUCCCAGAUUUACGAAUUAACGAAGUUUAA
Messenger RNA from Blepharisma stoltei, 401 nucleotides. The record is from the annotation of a GenBank genome assembly. Lineage: Eukaryota; Ciliophora; Heterotrichea; Heterotrichida; Blepharismidae.